Phlebotomus argentipes is the source of this 4013-nucleotide messenger RNA. It is a transcript of the gene Hip1, whose product is annotated as huntingtin-interacting protein 1. Lineage: Eukaryota; Metazoa; Arthropoda; Insecta; Diptera; Psychodidae. The record is from RefSeq and is a predicted model, not a curated record. Gene Ontology annotation, biological process: actin filament organization; endocytosis; clathrin coat assembly. Gene Ontology annotation, molecular function: phosphatidylinositol-3,4-bisphosphate binding; clathrin-cargo adaptor activity; actin filament binding. Bases 251 to 3796 code for a protein of 1181 amino acids. Gene Ontology annotation, cellular component: actin cortical patch; clathrin-coated vesicle. The transcript has 10 exons.
GCAAAUCAGUGCGAGUGAUUGUGAAUUAUGGCCUCAAUUCCGCUGCCGCGAGUCCUUCAGCCGCGGAAAUCGCCCGCCGAGGUGGAGCAGGAGCAGUUUCUCAAGUGCCUGGUUGCCUGAAAGAGGGAUUAAAGUGCAUGAAAUAGGCAAAUAUUGUGACUCUAAUCCACUUUUCUUUGCACUCUUGCCUCUCUUAUGUGCUUUACUAACCAAGAAAAACACUGUUGAGUAGAAGAAAAACCCUGCAAUUAUGUCAUAUUCUGACAAAGCCUUUUAUCAAUUGACGAUCAGCAUUAGCAAGGCUCUGAGCUCGGCUGAAUUUCCGCUGAAAGUGAAGCACGCCAGAGCGGCGAUCAUCGGGACAUUCCACAGCGGUGGCGCUCAUUCGUUCUGGGCCAUCGCCGUGCGUCAGCCACUGCAAGAGAAUCGCAUCACAGCAUGGAAGUUCUGCCAUCUGCUGCACAAAGUCCUGCGCGAGGGACAUCCGCUCGCCUGUCAGCACUCCAUGCGACAGCGCGGGAUGCUGACGGAGCUGGGAAAGCUGUGGGGACACCUGAAGGAUGGCUAUGGAGCGUGCAUUAAGCAGUACACGAAGCUUCUGGUGACCAAAUUGGAGUUUCACGACAGGAAUCCCAGAUUUCCGGGCAGCAUGUCGCUGAAGAAGGGUGAAUUGGAGCAAAUUGGAGGCAAUGACAUCAAUUACUAUUUUCACUUGGCCGUGGAGAUGUUUGACUAUUUGGAUGAGAUUAUCGCACUUCAGGACACAAUCUUCAAGAGUCUGACAAUGUUUCACGUGAACUCGAUGACACCGGCUGGUCAGUGUCGUGUGGCGCCUCUCAUUCCCUGUAUCCAGGACUCGAGUCCUCUGUACGACUUUCUGGUGCGCAUAAUGUUCAAACUGCACUCAAAUCUGCCCAGUGAACUGCUAAUUGGCCAUCGCGAGCGCUUCCGCACGGCCUUUGGACAGCUGUCCAAGUUCUACGAGGAGUCUCGCAGUCUGCAGUACUUUGUCAGUCUCAUCACAGUGCCUCAAUUGCCGGCCAAUGCGCCCAAUUUCUCCUCCCAAGUGGACUUUGGCGAGUAUCAAGCGCCAGUCGUGGUGAUUCCCGAGCAAGAAGCGGAACCCGAAGUGGAUGAAUUUGUGGACAAUCUCGUGGACAUGUCGAUGCAACAGCAGCAGCAGCAGCAGCACGUCCCGGUGCAGCCUCCGCCUCAGCCGUCGGUGGACUUUGAGAAAUUGAUCAUUGAGCGGGACGAUUUGAUCAGGCAUUUGCAGAUGGAAGUGGACAGAUUAGGGAGAUCCGUGAAGAGUGGUUCGGUGGAGAAUCGAGAGCUGCAGACACGCUUCGAGGAGCAAAUGGCUUCGAUGCACUCUGAAUUGUCACAGGUUCAAGAGGAGAUGGAAUUGCUGAAAAUGCAGAAGGAGGAAUUGGAAUUGGCCGCACAAAGUGCACCGACAUUAGAGCAAAAAGCCAUCGCCGAGGAAGAACGUGCAAAAGCCAGUGAGGAGAAAUUCCACAAACUGAAGUCAAUGUACUCACAAAUUAGGGAUGAACAUGUGAAGCUCCUGAGAACGCAUGGCGAAGUGAGUAAGCAACUUGUGUCAUCAACAAAAAUUGUCUCUGAGAUGACGAAAGAGAAGGAAGAUCUUCGGUGUCAGCUUGAGGAUUUUCAGCAUCAGCAGGCAAAAGUGGAGGAAAAUCUGCAGCAGAGUUCGAGUGAGGCUCGUCGGGAGAAUGAGGAAAUGCAAGUGAAACUGAAGGAGAUUCAGGAGAAGUUUGAAGAUUUAGAGGCCAAUAAGUCAGCUGAGAUUGCAGAAUUGCGGAUAAAGUGUGACAAUUUGAGUAGAGAAAUCGACGAGGCGAAGAAUGCAAAUGAAGAGUUGAGUGCCACAAGAGACUCCUUGGUCAGCGAUAGAGAGUCUCUGGCCACAGAAGUGGAGAGCCUCAAGGAGGCGCAUAAUGGUGAGGUUACUGGUUUGAGAGAGGAGAUCGCAGUGCUGCAGAGUCGAGUUGAGCGGAAUUCCAAAGAGAGUGGCGAAGUGCAGGAGGAUCUUGAGAGACAAGUGAAGAGUCUGCAGGACGAGAGGCAGGAUCUUGAGGCCAAAUUGAGUGAAUUGAAGGUGGAGAAGGAGACGGAAGUGGAGGUGCUAAACUGUAAAUAUGAGGAGGAAGUGAAGAAGGCCGAAGAGGUGAAAAGCGAAUUGGAAGGGAAGAUUCAAAUGGUUGAGGAGGAGCGAGAAGCGCUUAAAAGUGAAAAGAGUGACCUUUGUCAGCAAUUGGAAGCACUUCAAGAGGAUUUACGAGCGAAAUCCGAUGAGAUGCAGCAACUUCAGGUCAGCUUGGAAGAUCAAUUGAGUGAAGCGAGGGCAGAAGUUGAUGGUUUGAGGGGUAAUCUUGAGGAGAUGAAGGCAAAACAUGAGAUCCUCGUGCAGAACUAUGAUCGUCUGGCGGUGGACAAGAGCGAUAUUGAGUGUGAAUUGCAAGAUUUACUUCAUCAACAGACAGAAUUGGAGGAGAAGCACACGGCGACGCUGCAAACGGUGGGAAAUCUCGAGGCGGCUCUCAAGGACGCCCAGAUCCAUGGUGAGGUGGUCGUGAGGGCGCUCCUGGAGGCGUGCAUCAAAUCGUCGGAGAGUCUGGCCACGAGAACGAUGACGGAGGAGGAAUUCGGCGGCGGAGCGGCGGGAAGUCCAGCGUACUUUGGCCUCAUGGCUGAGGAAUUGACGGAUGUGCUGACAAAGCUGGGAAUCAGCCAUCAGCAAUACGUGGCGGACAAUGCGAGCGUGGAGCCUUUCGCCAGGAAGAUCAUCAUGGCUGGACAUCUGAUGGCCACAGUGCAGAUUCAGGGCGUGAUUGUGUGCAAUUCCACGUCAGACAUCGAAUGUGGAGAACAAAUCGCCGAAGACCUCAGGGAGUGGUACAACAAGCAUCACUUGCGUCUCUUUGAGAGUCUCCUGGCCACGGGCAGCACAGACGGCGCGACGGCGUGCCUGGAGGAGGUGAAGACUCAUCUGCAGACCAUUGCGGAGCGCAUUGGCGCGCUGAGCAAGAAGCUGGAUCCCACAGAGAACAUCGGCGACAUGUUCGAGACGGAGCUGGCGAGCAUGGACAAGGCGAUCGAGGAGGCGGCGCAGCGGAUUGAGGACAUGCUGUCGGAGUCGCGCGCCUCGGACUCGGGCGUGAAGCUGGAGGUGAACGAGAAGAUCCUGGACGCCUGCACAACGUUGAUGAGGGCCAUUCGCGUGCUGGUGCAAAAGUCGCGACUGGUGCAGGGCGAGAUCGUGGCCGUGGGCAAGGGCACGGCGUCGGCCAAGGAGUUCUACAAGCGCAACCACCAGUGGACGGAGGGACUGAUCUCGGCGGCCAAAGCGGUGGCACAGGGCGCGAACUUCCUCGUCACGGCGGCCAACAAGGCGGUGUCCGGCGACGCAAAGCAUCAGCUGGAUCUGGUGGUGGCCGCGCAGGAGAUUGCGGCGUCCACUACGCAGCUCGUGGUGGCGAGUCGCGUGAAGGCGCCGCGCGGCAGCAGCAACCUGGCGGCGCUGGGCAGCGCCUCGAAGGGCGUCACGCAGUCCACGGCGGCCGUGGUGGCCACGGCGAAGGACUGCACGAAGCGCCUGGAGGACUCGCAGGACCUGGACCUGGAGAACCUCACGGUGCACCAGGCGAAGCGCAUGGAGAUGGAGCUGAAGGUGCGCGUGCUGGAGCUGGAGCAGUCGCUGCAGUCGGAGAGACUGAUGCUGGCGGCGUUCAGGAGGAAAAACUACCAGUCCGGCGAGGAUGGGAAGGAGUAGAGAGAUUCCAGAAGCGUACAGAUGAGCAUCACAAUUCCUCAGCAUCAUCACUCCUUUUGUACCGACUUUUCUAUUGAUUGAUUAAUUGUAUCUCUGUGACAAAUUAUACAAUUUCGCGUUUUUUGUAUCUUCUGACAAAUUUGCAAGAUUGUCGAUUAGAUUUAGGCUUAGGAGAGAGUUUAAUAAAUUGCGGGGCUUCAUUACCCGUGGAAUUAUC